Messenger RNA from Oppiella nova, 999 nucleotides. The record is from the annotation of a GenBank genome assembly. NCBI's taxonomy places the organism in Eukaryota, Metazoa, Arthropoda, Arachnida, Sarcoptiformes, Oppiidae.
AUGGUCGACAAGUCGUUGAAGAGAAAGGGCUUCGGCGAUCAGAUCAACAAAGGGGACUCCUACAAGUCAGUGGUAGAGUACAUCGACCAGCAGUUCGAGCGCUACCUCCAGGAGGAGCUGAAGAUCCAUAGAAAUCAGUCGCCGGUGAACGACACCCGCGUCCACAUCUGUCUGUAUAUGAUAUCACCCGUCGGUCACGGCCUCAGAGCCAUUGAUUUGGUGACAAUGCGCUCAUUGGCCGCCAAAUGCAAUCUGAUCCCAUUAAUCGCCAAAUCGGACACAAUUAUGAGACUAGAGUUGGAGAGACUGCGGGUGAAGAUCAUGUCAGAGAUUGUCACCAAUGGGAUCAAUAUCUAUCGCUUCCCCACCGAUGACACAGACGUGGCUGACCUGAACGGCAAGAACAACACUCUGUUGCCCUUCGCAGUGAUGGCCAGUAAUGAGUUUGUUGAGGUGGACAGUAAGCAGAUGAGGGCCCGAGUGUACCCGUGGGGCACCGUUCAGGUGGAGAACGAGAACCACUGCGACUUCGUGCGGCUCCGGGACAUGAUUUUGCGCAUAAAUAUGGAGGACUUGCGAGAGACCACUCAUUCCCGUCACUACGAGCUCUACCGUCGCGUACGUCUGGAACAGAUAGACUUCGGAACGGUGGGCGCCGGAGACACCGCUAAGACCACCAGUUGUGAGAAGACCUACAAUAAGCUAUACGCCGCACAUCUCAAAGAAAUGAAGCGAGAAGAGGAUGAGAUGCGCGAGAGAUUUGUGCUCAGGGUUAAGGGAAAGGAGGCGGAGCUGAAGGAGGCCGAGAAGGAACUGCACCUGAGGUUCGAUAGGCUUAAGAAGCAGUCGACGGAGGAUAAGCGGCGCCUGGAGUUAGACAAACAGAAACUGGACGACGACAUCGCGGCGCUCAACGCCCGCAAACAGUCGGUGUUAGGCGGCGCCGGCGCUAACCUAACACUCCAACAGUCAAUGCUCGGCAAGAAUAAGAAGAAGUAG